Molecule: messenger RNA, 966 nt
Organism: Notodromas monacha
Lineage: Eukaryota; Metazoa; Arthropoda; Ostracoda; Podocopida; Cyprididae
Source: the annotation of a GenBank genome assembly
AUGCUGGAGUUCGUGCUCGGCGGGGUCGCCGCAUGUGGCGCCUGCGUGUUUACAAAUCCACUGGAGGUUGUGAAGAUCCGGCUUCAGCUCCAGGGUGAACUGAGGGCAAAAGGCCUCUAUCAGGUGCAUUAUAAGAAUGUAUUCCAAGGACUGCUGGCAGUCGCGAGAGCGGACGGAAUGAAAGCUUUACAGAAGGGAUUGAUACCGGCUAUGUGGUAUCAGUUGGUGAUGAACGGGUUUCGUCUGGGGUCCUACCAAAGCAUGGUGAAUGCUGGUCUUGUUCACGGUGAAGCUGGUCAAAUUAGUCUGCCGCACAGUGUGGCGGCGGGGGCUGCUGCAGGAGCCGUUGGUGCUGUUUUCGCCUCUCCUUUCUUCCUGGUAAAGACACAUCUGCAGUCGAAGGCAGACACCUCCGUUGCUGUGGGUCAUCAGCACGACGCGGACAAGAUGUUGCAAGCAGCAAGAAAGAUAUAUUCAGGCCAAGGAGUCGUCGGCUUGUGGCGCGGUGUUGGUGGCGCCGUUCCGCGUGUUAUGGUCGGCUCUGCAGCGCAAUUGUCUACGUUUUCCAAAGCCAUGGAAGCUGUGCGUGGAAUUGAAGGUUUACCGAAAAAGAGCUGGGUUUUGGCACUGAUGGCAAGCUUCAUGUCUGGUCUGGUUGUUGUGGUCUGCUUCACGCCGUUUGACGUCAUCUCGACCAGACUGUAUAACCAAGGUGUCGAUGCUCGAGGGAAAGGACUGAUGUACGAGGGAAUUUUGGACUGCGCGAGGAAAAUCAUGCAUUCGGAAGGAUUUUUCGGGCUUUACAAAGGCUGGACGGCGAAUUAUCUCAGAGUCGGACCACACACAGUUCUAUCUUUGGUCUUCUGGAACGAACUGAGCAUCGUUUUUGACCGCGUUGUCUUUGUUCUUGUGGUUCACGUUUCUGAAUAUCCGGGAAGAGGAGUGCAAUCUGCCGUUCGUUAUUGA